Molecule: messenger RNA, 858 nt
Organism: Mya arenaria
Lineage: Eukaryota; Metazoa; Mollusca; Bivalvia; Myida; Myidae
Product: PE-PGRS family protein PE_PGRS16-like
Exons: 1
Coding region: 1-858 (285 amino acids)
Source: RefSeq, a predicted model, not a curated record
AUGUGCGGGACAAGACGGAGGGGUUGGACAAAACGGAGGUGUGGCACAAGACGGAAGUUCGGGACAAAACGGAGGUGCGGGACAAGACGGACGUGCGGGAAAAGACGGAGGUGCGGAACAAGACGGAGGUGUUUGAUUAAACGGAGAUGCGGCAGAAGUUCAGGACAAAACGGAGGUGCGGGAGAAGACGGAGGUGCGGCAAAAGACGUAGGUGCGAGAAAAGACGGAGGUGCUGGACAAGACGGAAGUGUGGGACAAAACGGAGUUGCGGGACAGAUCGGUGGUGCGGGACAAGACGGUGGUGCGGGACAAGACGGAGGUUCGGGACAAGACGGAGGUCCGGGACAAGACGUAGGUGCGGGACAAGACGGGGAUACGGGACAAGACGGGGAAACGGGACAAGACGGAGGUGCUGGACAAGACGGAAGUGUGGGACAAAACGGAGGUGCGGGACAAGACGUAGGUGUGGAAAAAGACGGAGGUGCGGGAAAAGACGUAGGUGCGGGACAACACGGAGGUGUUGGACAAAACGGAGUUGCGGGACAAGUCGGUGGUGCGGGACAAGACGGAGGUGCGGGAAAAGACUUAGGUUCGGGACAAGACGGAGGUCCGGGACAAGACGUUGGUGCGGGACAAGACGGGGAUACGGGACAAGACGGGGAAACGGGACAAGACGGAGGUGUGGGACAAAACGGAGGUGCGGGACAAGUCGGUGGUGCGGGACAAGACGGAGAUGCGGGACAAAACGAAAAUUCGGGACAAGGCGUAGUAGCGCGACAAGACGGAGGUGCGGGACACGACUUAAGUGCUGGAAAAGCGAAGGUGAACAAUAUACAAAUGAUGAACACUGCCGAUUAA